Messenger RNA from Sarcophilus harrisii (Tasmanian devil), 6982 nucleotides. RefSeq names its product G protein-coupled receptor 149 (gene GPR149). Gene Ontology annotation, molecular function: G protein-coupled receptor activity; neuropeptide binding. NCBI's taxonomy places the organism in Eukaryota, Metazoa, Chordata, Mammalia, Dasyuromorphia, Dasyuridae. Bases 1692 to 3953 code for a protein of 753 amino acids. Gene Ontology annotation, biological process: neuropeptide signaling pathway. The record is from RefSeq and is a predicted model, not a curated record. The transcript is spliced from 4 exons. Gene Ontology annotation, cellular component: neuron projection.
AGGAACUCUGACCAUCUCCUUUUCCAAUAUGGAUCACUUUUCUCCUCUUUAAUCAACUCGGUGCCCACCCCUCCAGGGGAUCAUUCUAUUGAAGCCCAGGUGCCCUAAGCCACUCCAACUCAGACUUCCUGAAGCUCAAGUGACCCAGUAACUUCAGCCUCUCCAGGAGCUAGAAUUAUAGACAUGUGCUAUCAAACUGAGCCUGUAUUUAUUUUCAAGCAACAGUGAAACUGCUGGAGAUAGCAAAUGUUUAAAUGGCCCUGUUUACUUAAAACAAACAAACAAACAAAAAUACAAGCCACAACGGCUUCUUGCUGCUGUACAUAGCUUCUCUGCUGUCCUUUGUGAAGUUCAUCAUGGUGAAUAUACAAUGACUUGUUUGGAUUUGGGGACCACACAUGUGAUUUUUAAAAAAUAAACUGAAGCACAUUUGCUUUAUAUCUUGAGUCUUGGAGUGGGGGUGGGUAUGGAGGGGGGGGGGUUGGUAAAGUGGAUGGAGAGCCUUGAUUUCUGUGAGAGCUUUUGUGUACCAAAGUACAAGUGAGAAAAGUCCCUCUAUCAAUGCCGCUGGGUAACCGACUGCUCUGCAAUUUCUGAUCUAGAGAGUUGCCUGGAGACGUUGUGAAGUUUAUAGGACUUUCUCAGGAUGAGAGUCAGCGUGUGCCAGACAGGGAGAGGAGCCUAGGCAGCCUUUCUCACGUUGAGGCUGCCCGCUAUCCACCAGGGCACACUACCUCUUUACUUCUAGGAUUUUUUUAAACUUGUGACACAAAUGAAAAUAGCCGGGUUUUUUUUUAUCCUAACAAGACUGAAUUCUCUUUUCAUCUCCCUCCCCCCAAGAGGAAUCUGUAGGUUUUGUGUUCCUCUCCAUCCUGAAACAGAAACGGCGAUCCUAGGGAAAGCAGCAUCCAAGCUGUUGGAGCAGUUCCGAGCUCGGAAGGAUGAUAUCUGGCUUAAGACAGGAUUUCCCAGGAGUCCUGAGGGUGUGGUUGAGCCACAACCGUGUCUUGCUUGAGAUCCGGCGGAGAACCAGGUCUCUCUCUGUGAGCGCACACGUCCCUUCCCUCCUCCUCCCCCUCUUUUGUGUCCCUGCCUCUACCCUGCUCGGAGCAGACUCCUCCCUCCUGCAGCAGCAGCAGCAGCCCUAGUAGCAGCAGCGGCAGCAGCUUGUUUCCAAGACCGAGCCUUUGGUUGUGUGCUCUUUCUCUAGCUGAGCUAGCAGGCUCGAACAGUCCCUGAACAUCCGCCUUCCUUUGCGACCCAGCUUGCCAGCAAGGCUCUCCUUGAACUACUCCCCAAAGUGACUGGAGUUUGGGGAUUCGGAGAAAUCAGGGGAAAUGGCUGGCCGCGCGCAAAGGAAUAAGACGAGAUCCGAGACGAACCGCUUUCUUGCCUGAAACUUGUGGGGUGGGAGUUCUGCUGGGGGGGGGGUGUCAGGUUUUGUUCUGGAUUUUGGUUUUCUGCUACUAUUCCCUUAAGCGGACCCCGAUUUUUGAGUUGGCAAACCAAUGGGCCACUUGCCUGACGUAUCCUGAAGGACUGAGCAGAUAGACUCAUCUCUAAAGGCAGAAAAGAAUCUUUUUUGGGGGGGGGGGGACAGAAAAGCUUCAUUUGGCCAUCCCUAGCCAUGCUUUGACUGGAGAAAACUUGCAGAGUCAUUGAUAAGAACAAGUCAUUGUCUUCCCGGGACGAUGUCUCUGAUCCCCAGUAACUUUUCCGUGAAUGGGACAAGUUCGGGGAUGGAGAGUCCCAUGAAGGACCCGACCCCCCAGAGAGCAAGACCUUUCAAUGUCUUCUUCCUCUGCUUGACGUUUGUGAUGACCAUCACGGCGCUGCUGGGGAGCGUUUAUUCCUUAGUGUGCCUGCUCAGAAUGCCCCACAAGACCGUGCUCUCCAUGCUGGUGGCCUCCUGGGCAGCGGACGACUUGAUCAGCGUCCUGCCCAUGAGCAUCUUCCUGUUCCUGCAGUGGCCCAAAGCCAGCCCCGGGGACUCCUUGCCUUUGUGCGCCACGUCGGCCUUCCUCUACCUGUUCCAGGGCAUCUCCAGCAACCUGAAGGCGGCGGUUAUAGUUUCCUACAACUUUUACACGCUGCGCAGAAGCGUGGCGAGCCCGGGCGCGGGCAGCCAGCGCCGCGCUCUGCUGGUAGUCCUGCUCGCCAUCUGGGGGGCCAGCCUGCUGCUCUGCACGCACCCUCUCUGGGGCUGGGGGCGCUUCGUCCACACGCCGUGGGGGUGCCUGGCCGACAGCAGCAGCUCCCUGCCGCUCUUUGUGGUCUACGCGCUGAGCUUUUGCGUCCUGGCCGGCUGCUCCGUCCCGCUCACCCACCAGCUGCUCUGCUCCGAGCAGCUGCCCGGCUUUCGGGUCAAUUACCAGGAAAUCUCUCGCGGGGGAGGCUUCACGCCGUGUACCCCUCCGUCCGGCGGCAGCGCCCUCCCCGCCACCCCCGAGGAUGCUCGGACCCCGACGCCGCAGUUCUUCAGGGGACCGGCGAGCACCGCGCGCUCCGAGGCUGCCUUUGGGCUGGCUCCGGCCGCGGGGCGAGGGCCCGGGACGGGGGCCGAGGCGGGGGCUGGAACCUGCGGGCGGCCGGGCCGGGAGCCCGGGGACGUGCGACGGGACAGCCGAAGCUUCAGCGUGAGCAUAGCCCAGAAGAGAUUCUCCUUGAUUCUGGCUCUGACCAAGGUCGUCCUUUGGCUUCCAAUGAUGAUCCACAUGGUGGCCCAGAACACCCCAGAAUUCCAAAGCCUCCCCUUCGAACUCUUCAGCUUCCUGCUGACCACCCUGGCGACCACGGUGACCCCAGUAUUUGUCUUGUCCGAGCGCUGGACCCACCUGCCCUGUGGCUGCAUCAUUAACUGCCCGAGGAGCGCAGAUGCUGCGACUUCCGAGGAGACCAAAACUAAAAGAAAAGGCUUUGAAUUCAACUUAUCAUUCCAACACAGUUAUGGCAUUUAUAAGAUAGCCCAUGAGAAUCAUUAUGAUGAAGAUGAUGAUGAAAACUCCAUAGCGUAUCAUAACUUAAUGGACUAUGAGUGUGAAACCUUAAGAGACACACAGAAAGAUACCAGCAAUUUCCUUCAUGCUAUAAAAGUAGAAUUCAGCACCGCAUCUUCUCAGGACAGCUCCACGCUGCCAGGUAUCAACAAAAGCACAAACACAGUCAGUACUGAGACAAAGCAGGACUUGGACAGAGAGAAGAGCCUUGAGCAAGGGUUGACUGACAAGACAGGAGUAUUUGUAACAGAAGAUGCCAGAAACUUUGAAAAAUCUACCUUUUUGGAAGGAUCAGAAAGAAGGCUUUCCCAUGAGGAGAGUCACAAACCAGAACUUUCUGACUGGGAGUGGUGCAGAAGCAAAUCAGAAAGGACUCCUCGUCAGCGAUCUGGUGGUGCUCUCGCUAUUCCUCUCUGUGCAUUUCAAGGGACUGUGUCUCUCCAUGCCCCCACAGGGAAGACUUUAUCUCUCUCUACCUAUGAGGUGAGUGCAGAAGGGCAAAAAAUAACCCCAGCAGCCAAGAAAAUCGAAGUCUAUCGAUCCAAGAGCGUGGGGCAUGAACCAAACCCAGAGGAUUCGCCCACCACUUUCCCAGACACCAGCGUCAAGAUCCACUUGGAAGUGUUGGAAAUCUGUGACAAUGAGGAAGCCAUGGACACCGUGUCCAUCAUCAGCAACAUCAGCCAGUCCUCAACCCAAGUCAGAUCUCCUUCUCUACGCUAUUCCCGUAAAGAAAAUCGGUUUGUUUCCUGCGAUUUGGGAGAGACCGCUUCUUACUCCCUCUUCAUCCCCACAAACAAUCCUGACAGUGACAUCAAUAUAUCCAUUCCAGACACCGUGGAGGCCCACAGGCAGAACAGUCAAAGGCAGCAUCUGGAGAGAGAUGGCUAUCAGGAAGAAAUCCAACUGUUAAAUAAAGCUUACAGGAAACGGGAGGAAGAAGGCAAUGGAAGCUAAGAGCUGUCUAGGGUCCAAAAAUCAAAUGUUCUCUCCCACCUGACUUGGAAUUCAGUGAUUUUUCUUAGAUGAUUUUGAUUUCUGUUUGAGUCAUACAUAAGCUUCGGUCAUAAUUCUUCUCUCCUGGAAACAGCUCUUCAUAGAAGAAGGGAGUUCUAUGGCUUGUCUAUGGUCUCCUAUCCCUGUGGUAAUGAAAGGAUUUUGUCUCUAGAUGAUUGCUGACCAUCUUUUCUGCUCAUAUUGCUUAUGAGAUUCCUCUUCCAAUGAGGAACAAUAGACAGAAAUCAUAUAGAGAUAAAUUAAAGACUGAUAAAGUCAGGAAAAACAAACCAUUGGAACUCUACCAAAAUAAGAUAAAAUAGUCAAUCUCAGGGAGCAGAGAGAUCAUUCUCUUUGGAGGCCAUAGGAACAUAGAUCUAGCUGUGGAGAUCCUUUACUCUAAACCCUUUGUUUUAAAAUUGAAAAAACUGAAAUAGAAAGUACUUAAACCUAGUAACUCUCCCUUCAGAUUGUUUCUAAUGGUCUUGAACUAAUAGUUUUAUGGUUGGGGCUGAGUCAUGGAAAGACCAUAGGUAGAAGGGACUUUGGAGGCCAUCAAAGCCAGUGCUCAUUUAACAGAUAAGGAAACUGAGGCAUGAGGAUAAUGAUUUCCCUAAGGCCAUAUUGUUAGUAAUGAUGUGAAGCAGAUUUGAAUACAGGCUUCCCUGAUUCCAGGGCUAGUACCAUUAUGCUAGACUGCCUCUCAAAAUAAUCUUUGUUAAAUAAAUGGCCCCUAAGAGCCCUUCCAGUUGGGAGAAUUUGUGGAUUAUCUGGAAAAUGCUUUCUGCAUAUCACCUCUUCUUAGAAUUCUUGGGUCUUUGCUUAUGUGCUGCUUUUUAUUAGAAGCUUUCCUUGAUUUCCUCCCAUGCCCCAAACCAAGUUGUUACUGCUCCCUCCUCCACCAAAUUGUCAUGUUUGUGUUCAUCUAUAUAGAUGAAAUACACUUCAUGCUACCCCCUUUUCAUCCUCAGUAUAACGUGUCUGCAAAGAACAUGUUCCCCAGUGGCAAGCUGCCUAGGAAAAGACUAUUUUGUUUUUGUCUCCAUGGCCUAGCACAGCACCUUGCCCACGGUAGACCUUUAAUAAAUGUCCAUUAUAUUUGAUUAGACUAGAUAAUUUCCUCAGAUCAUUCAGAACCUGGAGGAAUGGGUUUUGUGUUCCUGAUCUCCUCCAUAGGUCUACAAAAAAGUGGGGCCUUCUAGGAAUUACUACACUGGAAACAGAAGGGAUAUUAUAAAAGUCUGGGGAGACUUUGGAAAUCAUAUAUCACCCACUUAGUCAUCUCUUCAUACUGAGAUACAUUCUAUCCAUGUAUUCAUUAUUGCAGGAAAAUUGGAUCCCUUUGGGGUCUGGAAAGCUAAAAUAGAAGCAUGUACUUUUUCCGUCCUGGAAAAUCUAUUUUGGGCAUUUCUAGAAAAUGCAAAGCUGUUUCUGAGCCCCAUUCUCUUUCUUUUUCUCCCAAUAAUAACCAUGCUAUUGUUUCUUAUGGUAUAUUCUUUAAUACUUAAACUGGCAUUUAUAGCUGUCAAUGAUCUCUUUCUUAAGAGGCUCCAAAAAGAUUUCAAAAAGAUUCUAACUCUGUAUUUAGCAUCUGUAAGCCUUGAGUCAUUAUUUGCUAGAAGAUUUAACAGAAAGAAAUUGACAGUUCUGCUUGCCCCCACAUCUGAUUUGAAGACCACGUUCAGACAAUAGCCAUAAGGAAUGUUUUCUGAUUGUCAGUCAUGGGGAGAAGGGGAAUGAUUAUGUCAGUUUCUCAAAACCCAAAUGACUCUUUGCAGCGUAGCAGAGUUUUCAAACUGGCUCAGCACUCCCUGCUUUUUAGGGAAAAAAAUCCUGGCAGCAAUGGGUACCUUUAGAAUUUUCUUCCUGAAAAACGUGAGUCAUAUGUUGAGAAACUAUCCCAUAGUCCAUAGAGGGUAUAUUUUGGGUGGAGAAAUUAGAUACAUUAGAUCACACCCAUGCUGAGAUUUGUCGGCAUUAUAACCAUUUAAUAUUAUUUGUGUAAAUGUAUAGUAAUAAUAAACAGGGUUUCUUCAAAAUAUUUCACUAAAACCAUUAUGUAAAUAUUUGCCAAUGUUCUGUUCUAAUGUCCAAUGAUUUUGUUUUCUAAAAACCAUUGAAAUGGGACCAUUUGAUGUGGUUUGAAUACAUGCAUGUUUAUUUAUAGGUUCAAAAAGAAUUUUUCCCAGAAAACUUUAUUCUAGUUUUUAUCACUUGGAGCCAUGGCAUUAAAGUAUAAGAACACAAGCUCCAGAAGAGUUUUAUCAUUGUUUUUCACUCUUUUAAAAAGCCCUUCUAAAGUAAUGUAAAUGUCACUGUGUUAUCCAUUGCUCUCUCUCAUUUUAAUUGUCUCACUUUCUUAAAAACAUAAUGUAUUUGUAAUACCUCUGAUAAUGUUUGUAAAGAGAUCCCAAGACAAAUCAUAACAUAAAAGUUCAAAUUAAAGAACACCUUCAUUGUGAAUCUCACUGCAUUUAUUUGAAAAAUUACUGUGUUGCUCAAGGUCAUAGGAACACAACACCUGCUAAGAGAACUGGUUUGAAGCAAACCAGUGAUGCAACUUAAAAAGAGUAUGAAAUUUAAAUGAUAAGUUUGUGGUGAUUGACUUGUUUCAAUUUGUUUAAAAGAAAGAAGUCUUGACUUCUUUGAAAUACAAAAUCAGUCAGCAAGGUAAUCUAUCUGGAAUCAUGACCAAUCUGGAGAUCUUAGUUAACUAAGUAGAUGGAAGACAAAGAAAUCCAUUUCAAAAGUCUCUAUUUUUUUUUAACAGAUAAGGGAAGUUGAGUCCAAACAAAAGGUAAUGUAUGUUUUCCUCUAUGAGCCCAGUAUUCAGUCAACAUCUAGUUAUAUGAUUGAGUUCUUUGCACUGUACAUUUAAUGUUUAAUUUGGUUUUAUAUUUUAUCUAGAAUUUUAUCAAUCUCUAUUUAGAUCCACAAAAUAAUACUUUUCUUCUUCUAUGGUAAUUCAAAAUAAUUAAUUUAAAAUUUCU